This is a messenger RNA of Scheffersomyces amazonensis, 992 nucleotides long. RefSeq names its product riboflavin synthase (gene RIB5). Gene Ontology annotation, molecular function: riboflavin synthase activity. Lineage: Eukaryota; Fungi; Ascomycota; Pichiomycetes; Serinales; Debaryomycetaceae. Gene Ontology annotation, biological process: riboflavin biosynthetic process. The transcript has a single exon. Bases 45 to 767 code for a protein of 240 amino acids. The record is from RefSeq and is a predicted model, not a curated record.
AGUUACUUAGUUACUUAGUUACUUGUUCUUCAUAUUAGAUAGAUAUGUUUACUGGAUUAGUUGAAACCAUUGGAACUGUAUUGGAAUAUACCCAGUUAGAUACCACCAGUUCUGGAGGUAAUGGAGUAUCAGCCGUUAUAGGGGAUUGUUCAUCAAUUUUAUCAGAUGUUCAUCUUGGUGAUCUGAUAUCUACUAAUGGAGUAUGUUUAACAGUAACAGAAUUUGAUGAAGCUAAGACUCAAUUCAAAGUAGGAAUUGCUCCAGAAACUUUACGUCGUUCAAAUCUUGGUGAACUUAAGAAAGGUUCUAAAGUUAACUUAGAAAGAGCUGUAACUAGUGAAGUUAGAUUAGGUGGACAUGUUGUUCAAGGUCAUGUUGAUACUGUUGCUUCUAUUACAAAGAGAGAACCUGAUGGAAAUGCUAUAACUUUUACUUUCCAAUUAAGAGAAAAAGAAUAUAUUCAUUAUAUUGUAGAAAAAGGGUUUAUAGCUGUUGAUGGAACUUCAUUAACAGUUACUAAUGUAAAUUAUGAUACUAAUGAAUUUUCUAUUAUGAUGGUAAGUUAUACGCAAAGUAAAGUAACUUUACCACAAAGAACUCUUGGUGAGAAUGUUAAUAUAGAAGUUGAUUUAACUGGUAAAUUAAUUGAAAAGCAAAUUGAACUUAAUUUAAAUAGUCAAAUUGAAAAUAAAGAUAGCAGUUUGAAUAAGCUCAUUACUUCUUUGAUAGAGAAAAAGAUAACUGAAUUGAUUUCUAAUAAAAAAUAAUGUACAUAAUCAUAUAUAAAUAUAUAUAUUUAGAAGAAUAUAACGACAAUGACAAUUCCAAGUAGUAUAGAGUAUAGUAUAGUAAGUAUAGUAUAACUCCAACUAUUACAAUAAAUACAUUGACUGCAAUUUUCGUCAAUAUCGCACGACUUUUCAUGGUGAACAAAAAAGGUAUAUGGAACUUUAAAGAGGAUGGCAAAAGCGAGUAUCAAUAGUAAUUAGUAG